Messenger RNA from Anarrhichthys ocellatus (wolf-eel), 1321 nucleotides. Its product is annotated as F-actin-monooxygenase MICAL2-like. The record is from RefSeq and is a predicted model, not a curated record. The coding region runs from base 46 to 687 and encodes 213 amino acids. The transcript has 3 exons. Gene Ontology annotation, molecular function: FAD binding. Lineage: Eukaryota; Metazoa; Chordata; Actinopteri; Perciformes; Anarhichadidae.
AGAGAGAGAGAGAGAGAGAGAGAGACUUUUUUGGCAUCGGAGCAGAUGGGUGAGACUGAGGAUGAGCGUAUGGCACAGGCUGGUGUUCUCUUUGAGAACUUUGUCAAGGCGUCCACUUGCAAAGGCUCUCUGCAGGCCUUCAGCAUCCUCUGCAGGCAGCUGGAGCUGGACCCUCUGGACUAUGCCAACUUCUACGGCUCGCUGAAAGCGGCGAUCAGCACCUGGAAGGUCAACGUCCUGUGGACCAAACUGGACAAAAGGGCCCAGCACAAGGUUUACAACCAGAAUAAAGCCUGCCCAGGCACCAGGUGCCUGAUCAUUGGUGGCGGCCCGUGCGGCCUGCGAACGGCCAUCGAGCUGGCUCUGUUGGGCUGUAAGGUGGUGGUGAUCGAGAAGAGGGACACCUUCUCCAGGAACAACGUGCUCCACCUCUGGCCCUUCACCAUCCACGACCUCCGCGGCCUCGGAGCCAAGAAGUUCUACGGCAAGUUCUGCGCCGGCACCAUCGACCACAUCAGUAUCCGCCACCUCCAGCUGAUGCUGCUGAAAGUGUGUCUGAUUCUGGGAGUGGAAUUUUACAUCAACGUGGAGUUUGUCAAACUGGCGGAGCCACCGGCAGACCAGACUGAUGACAGUAAGUGUGCGUGCGCGUGCGUGCUCUGUUCUCCGUAUGUUAAAGGGUCAUGAGUGGCACUGACACACAGGCAUAUCUCAGCUAUAUACGGUAAUCGCACCCGCUCACAUAAUACACAUGUUAAAGUGAUCAGACAGUUUCCCACAGAGGAGGCGUAUGCAGUGGGAGCAUUUAUAGCAAACUCUAUCAAUAGAGUUUAUAGCAAAUUCUAUUGAUAGAGUCCGCUGAUGGUUACAUUUUAGUUCGACUUUGAGUUCGCCUGUGUGUCCUAGAUAUAGCGUGUGGGGGACUAUUUUGACACUUAAACACAAUCGCAGCCUUUCUUCUUGUGAUGGAAGAUUUCUAUGAUUAAUCGGGAGAAGGGUGGAAGUUUUCAAUCUGGAUCAAUAAACAGAGUCUCGAAAGAAUCAAAGUUGUUGGUCUUUAUUGCAAUAAAGAGAGAGCAGUCCCAAAGACACGUAUCUCAGUGUACUGUGAGAAGGCUUCUAAAAGGUGCAACAUUCAAUAUCAUUUAUGCAUACAAAAGGUUCACGCCUUACAAAUUCAGAUAAUGUGGCAAAAGGGGAGUACAAGUAUUUCAGACAGGAUGUCUGUUUCUGCAUCAUUCAGUUUCUGGAGUCAAGGUCUCUCUGUGUCUUUCUCCUAAGACAAAGACAGUGUCUCUUCACUUCUCAUCCUUCAUGGGAA